GUGAACGUGUAAGCAGCUACUCCAAACCGCACAAACAACGUCUGCAACAUACGGUACAGUCUCAGUUCGAAAGGCAACGCCAACUAAGAAUUACAAGAUGCCGGAACUGCUCGCUACAUCCUUGCCGGAGUACAUCGCUGCCGGACUUAAGGAGGUCGCCCAGGAACAAGGAUUUACGGAGGGCUUAUACCGCCUCGAAAGUGAAUCCGGUUCCAACAUGGGCGAUGGAUUCGUUGGUCAGCUGUUGAAAGUGUUUAUACGCGAGGCCGAUCGUGAGCUGGUAGUGCUGUGCAAGCUGCUUCCGGAGAGUGAAAUGCGUAAACAGCAGGGCAUAUCACUGUUUGACAGAGAAACGGAAGCGUACAUGCAAAUUCUUCCCCUGCUGACAAAGUUCCAAGAUGAAAAGGCUCUCGCGAAACAUUUACCCCGGUUUGACAAUGUACCUCGAUGUUACUACGCCAAAACUACACUCGACAAGAUGGAAUCCGUGAUCAUUAUGGAGGAUUUGCGCUUGCAGGCGUACCGCAUGUGGGACAAGGCAAACCCUGUCGAUUUCGAGCAUGCCCGGCUACUCAUGGCCACUUUGGGUCGGCUUCAUGCACUUUCUUUUGCGGUGAAAGAUCAACAGCCGGAAGAGUUUGCCAAGUGUCGAGCGUUCGAAGAUCCAAUGGGUAAAAUGUUGGAGCUCGAUCCUACCAAAGGAUUUGAAGUGAUGAUGGCCGGCAUGUGCCGUAGAGCAAUCGAAACACUGGACCAGCACGAUAACUUCCGGCGAGAGAAACUGAAGCAGAUACAGGAUCGGUGCGUGCAAGAAAUUGUUGCCUGUACGGAUGGCAAAGCAGCCGAGCCGUACGCUAUUGUAGGUCACGGUGACUGUUGGUCCAACAACAUGAUGUUCCAGUAUGCAGAAGAUAAUAAAACACCUUCAAAUAUUAAAUUGAUCGACUGGCAGCUGUCCCGGUACGGUUCACCCGUGCUCGAUCUGGUCUACUUCAUCUUCAACUGUACCGACGAGGAGAUGCGUUCCCAUAGCUACCAACGGCUACUGAGCAUCUAUUACCACAGCCUUAGCGAGCAUCUGCACAACCUGGGAGGAGACGUUGAGCGACAGUAUCCACGCAUCGCUUUCCGAGAGCAGUUGAAAAAGUUUGGCCGGUACGGGCUUGUGAUGUCCAUGAUGGUGCUACCGAUCAUUUGCACUCCGAACGAUGAGCUGCCCGAUACGGACACGGCGAUGGAGGGUUUCAUGAAUGACAUGAAUAAUGGAAACACCAACGCUGAGCUGGCGUACGGCACGACGGAAAAGGCCGCGAUUCGCUAUCGAAAACGAAUGUCCGGAUGCAUUCGCGAUACCAUACGCUAUGGGUAUAUUGUUACACAACGCAAAGCAUCUGUUGUGCGAAGUUUGUUUCAAUUGAGUGGUUUGAAAAGAUUAAAUAAAAACAAUAUGUCCGCUAAUCAAAAUACCGCCUUUCCGCGCUGCUUCUCUGGUGCGCUUAAGGAGGUCGCCCGGGAACAAGGGUUUACGGAAGGCUUGUAUCGCCUCGAAAGCGAAUCCGGUAGCAAAGUUGGGGAUGGUUUUGCUGGUGACCUAGUGAAGGUGUUCAUUCGCGAGGGUGACCGAGAGCUGGUAAUUCUGUGCAAGCUGCUGCCGGAGAAUGAAACGCGCAAACAGCAGGGAAUUUCUCUCUUUGUUAGAGAAACGGAAGCGUACAUGCAAAUUCUGCCCUUGCUGCUCAAGUUUCAAACUGACAAGGCUCUGCCAGAGCAUUUGCCCCGAUUUGACAAUGUGCCUCGAUGUUACUACGCCAAGACUACGCUCGAUAGCAUGGAGUCUGUGGUCAUCAUGGAGGAUUUGCGCUUGCAGGCGUACCGUAUGUGGGACAAGGCAAACCCUGUCGAUUUCGAGCAUGCCCGGCUACUCAUGGCCACUUUGGGUCGGCUUCAUGCUCUUUCGUUUGCGAUGAAAGAUCAACAGCCGGAAGAGUUUGCCCAGUGCCGGGAGUUUACUGACCCAAUGACCAAAAUGCUUGCACUCGACCCAAAGAAGACAUUCCAGAAGAUGGCGGCUAGUAUGUGCCGUAGAGCAAUCGAUACGCUCGAAAAGGAUGAUACAUACCGACGGGGAAAACUGGAGCUGCUACAAGACCGAUGCGUGCAGGAGAUCGAAGCUUGCGUCGAUGCAAAUGCAGCCGAGCCGUACGCGGUAAUAGGCCACGGUGACUGUUGGUCCAACAAUGUGAUGUUCCAGUAUGCAGAAGAUAAUCAGACACCUUCCAAAAUUAAACUUAUCGACUGGCAGCUGUCCCGGUACGGUUCACCCGUGCUCGAUUUGGUCUACUUCAUCUUCAACUGUACCGACGAGGAGAUGCGUUCCCAUAGCUACCAACGACUACUGAGCAUUUAUUACCAGAGCCUUAGCGAGCAUCUGCAUAACCUGGGAGGAGACGUCGAGCGACAGUUCCCACGUAGCGCUUUCCGAGAGCAGUUGAAAAAGUUUGGCCGGUACGGACUUCUUAUUGCGAUGUUGAUAAUGCCGAUGAUUUGUACGCCCAACGAUGAGCUGCCCGAUACGAAUAAGGCAAUGGAAGGAUUAGUGAAAGAAAAUCCCGAUGGAGAUGAUGAGGUUCAUUUCGAGUACGGAACGACGGAAAAGGCCGCAAUACGCUAUCGAAAGCGAAUGUCUGGAUGCAUUCGGGAUACGGUUCGGUUGGGGUAUAUUUAAACUGUUGCAAAAUGAACUACAUCCAUUGCUGCUGGUAUGGUAUUAGAAUAAGGAUUGGGAUGGUACAGUGAUGAAAAUAAAAUUAUUGAAGCAAU
Molecule: messenger RNA, 2820 nt
Organism: Anopheles merus
Lineage: Eukaryota; Metazoa; Arthropoda; Insecta; Diptera; Culicidae
Exons: 4
Coding region: 98-2725 (875 amino acids)
Source: RefSeq, a predicted model, not a curated record